AUGCUUCGAUCUCUGCGCCGUCUUGUUUGCUUUUCUUCUAAGCCAUGCGAGCCCACCGAUGCUUCAGAUAUACAUAAUGUCAUUCGUAUGAUUGAAGCACCGGCGAGGUUUCAGUCACGCAUUGCUAGCCCCUCUAUACAAACACAUACCACUAUACAACCCAGGGCUUCGAUACCCCCGUCCUGCAAUAUCAGCACACACACAGACUCCUCGGACGCAUCAGACGAAGAAACAGAAGCAACAACAGUUUCAAUUGCCUCUGAUACCCCCCUGCCCAAGACAUUCGCCAAGUCCACCGCCACUCACUUGAUCACACCGUAUAUUUCAAUCCUGCAAGCAGAUGGAACCCUGAAAGCCCCACAGGUUUCAUUCGACGGCUACGGCUCCUACGGGGGCCGGUAUGCCCCAGAAUCUAUCAUGGGUUUCUUAUACGAGCUGACCUCAUUCUUCGAGGCCACUGUCUCAGAUCCCUCCUUCUGGCUCGAGUAUGCCACGUUCCAGGGUUCCCGGCGCACCCAACUGCACAUGGCUAGCAAGUUGACCAGUCUGGCCGGCGGUGCAACAAUCUGGCUCAAGCGUGAAGAUCAAAAUGAAUACGGAACACACAAGGCCCGCAAUAUCGUCGGGCAACUCUUACUGGCUCGAAGAAUGGGCCGCUCCGAGGUCGUUACUGAUUGCGCCUCUGCCAAACAUGGCACUUUUACCGCUGCAAUGUGCGCGAGGCUGGGUCUCAGCUGCGUGAUUGUCAUGGGUGCCGAUGACGCUAAUGCGCAACUCGACGACCGCCCCUCUGGCUUGGGCUCCCUGCGUGCUGCCAUCACCGAGGCCCUGCGCUAUUCGGUUUGCAACUAUCAGUCUGCAUACUACCUCAUGGGUAGCCCUGUGGGUCCCAGUCCGCUGCCGACCCUGGCUCGCACGUUCCAAGGCCUCCUAGGCGAGGAGGUCGCGGCCCAGAUGCAGGAGGUUGGCUGUAAGCCUGAUGCCCUCGUCACUGCUGUUGGGAGUGGAAGUGGUGCAAUUGGACUCUUCAGGCCCUUUCUGCAUGAUUUGUCUGUCAGAUUGGUUGGCGUCGAGGCUGCCAUGGCAGGUGCCCUGACAGAUGGUGAGCUUGGUGUUCUCCAAGGUGCCCGCACGCUCUUGUUGCAGACGAAUGAGGGCCAGAUACUUGACUCGCAUUCCAUCUCACCAGAUAUGAAUUUGUCGACUGUGGGCCCUGAGGUGGCUCAUUGGAAGGAUUCUGGCAGGAUUGAAAUUUCAACGGCUACCGACGCGGAUGCCCUGGACGGGUUCAAAACCCUUCAACACCACGAGGGUAUCCUUUCUGGCCUGGACUCGAGUCACGCAGUGGCGAAGGCUAUUGGUCUGGCGAGAGAACUUGGUCCGGGUAAGAAUGUGGUUUUGAUGGUGACUGGAUGUGAUAACAUCGACAUGCGUGGUUUGGCGGUCUGA
This is a messenger RNA of Penicillium nucicola, 1449 nucleotides long. Its product is annotated as tryptophan synthase. The coding region runs from base 1 to 1449 and encodes 482 amino acids. NCBI's taxonomy places the organism in Eukaryota, Fungi, Ascomycota, Eurotiomycetes, Eurotiales, Aspergillaceae. Gene Ontology annotation, biological process: L-tryptophan biosynthetic process. Gene Ontology annotation, cellular component: cytoplasm. Gene Ontology annotation, molecular function: tryptophan synthase activity. The transcript has 2 exons. The record is from RefSeq and is a predicted model, not a curated record.